CGCGUUCGGACACAUUCGCCUAAGCUCGCUCUUCCACUCACACACAGCGCCGCCUUCUCUUUUUGGCCAGCGCUCGACGCUCUCUCUCCCUCACUCUCUCCCGCUCUCUCAAGCCUCGUGCUCGUGUCCAAAGCGAGCUUUCGUCACACUUCCAACGCGUUCGCUGGCGUUCGCUCACUCGUUCGCUUAGUUGGUUGGAGCGUGGUCGCCGCGGUGUUUUUGUUGCUGCUUUUGGUGGGCCCUGGACAGCGGCGACAGGCAAAGCUGCGCAGCUUUCAGCGACAGCGGCUGAGGCAGAGGCAGAGGACCAGACGGCAGCGAAGACGCGCUCGCCGCUAAAACGUCGCAAGUAGUCGCGUACUUCCGCCGUUACCGUUAGCACCGCACACAAGCCGGAGCCGCAAAAGCGCGCACACACAUACACACGUUUACCGUUGGCCGUCGUCGCGGCAAAUAAUAACAGUUAAUCGAGAAGAAAAACAAAAAUAUAUCAAAAUACAAAACGAAAAUAAUACGUACGCAAUGGGAAAAUAAUAGAAAGAAAUAAGAAAAAAGAAACGAAAAGCAGGCAUUCUUCUGUGCAAUCCUCCAUUUUUUUUUCAAGUGUCUCGGAGUGUGCUUUACCAACCAAUUGGGUUUUUUUUCGAUUCGUUGUUGAGCCAACUCCAAUUGGAAUCUCUUUUGGGAAAAUGAAACCGCGUGCGAAGGUGACAACGACAGCGACGACAACAACAAAGGCAACAGCAAAACAGACACAGCUAAAAAACAAGGCUUGACGAAAAGUAUCAAACCCGAAGGAAGCAAAGGAAAACCCAAAGUCCGAGUGCAAAAGGUUCCUAUAGGAAAUAUACAACAAUCGCAAAAAAAAAAAUUAUAAAAAUAAAGGAAAAUAGAAAAUAAAAGUGAUAAAGUGCUCAAGUUUAGUUCCAUCAAAAUUUACAAAUAUCAUCCUUGUAUUUUGUUUGUUUUGUUCCGGUUUUCCUCCUUAUGACAGCCCAAGAAAAGCCAUCAAAAUGACAAAAACAACAACAAGUAAAACCAAAACUGAAGCUGUCUGAUUAGAAACUAAAUAAUACCAUUAAAAACUAUUUUUUUUAAUAAAAAAAAAAAACAAACACCGAAACAAGUGCAAUAAUAAGUAAACAAAAAAUACGAAGCGGAGAGUUGUAGUAAAAGAAAAACAAAACAAAAACCUAGAAUAUAUAUUUUGAAACUUUCUUUAUUGGAAUUGGAAAACCUCAAGUGGAAAUCGUUUAAAGUCGCGGUUAAAGUGUGUGUGUUUUUUUUUUAGAGAUCGGCAGGACAUUGCCCUUUGUGGGGUUAAGUGUGCCUGUGUCUGUGGCGAAGAUUAAAACACCUUCCGGAAACUGGAAAGAAAAAUGAGAAUUAAAAUGCCCGCGGUUCGAAUUGCACAAGAUUCCGACUCCACAGAGAACGAUGCCGUGGCCACGCAGGACAUCCUCACGUGCGGCGCCUGCCAGAAGGCUUUCGCCCUCUCGGACAUUGUUAAGUUCAUCCAGCACAAGGUGCUGCAGUGCAACAAGGAGAACUAUGGCCAGUGCGCCACCCAGAAUCCGCAAAUGGAUCGCGAUGCGGAGGAGGGUCGCCCACUGAGUCUGGUCAAUCGCCGGCCCUCGAUUUCUGCCCCCAUAUCCGCCCGCAAGACCCUACCGGGUGGAGGAGCAGGAGCAGCAGGAGCAAAUGCAUCCGCGGCAGCGGCAGCCACGGCAGCGGCGGCAGCAGCAGCAGCGGCAGCAGCGGCGGCCAGCAGCACGGCCAGCGGUUCGAGGAUACACACACCACCACCGAGUCCGGCGGAUUUGCUGGCGGAUGGAGCCAGCAGCACGCCCAAGCGGCUAGUAGAUGAAAACGACAAUACCACGCCCAAGGACAGCGAAACGGCGGCCACCACCACCACCACCUUGGACUCGAAUGCCGGUCCUGCGAGUCCAGCGGCCAUCGAGCGUCAGUCCACCGGCGACAUUAGCUGCGGCGAGGAUCUUGACCAGGAUCCAGCCAAGGUCAAGCAGGAGCCCUACGAGGAGCAGCAACGGCAGGAGCAGGCUCUCCUCGAGGAGCAGGAGGACGAGGAGAUGGAGGAGGAUGAGGAGGAGGAGGAGAAGCGCGAACAGUCGGCGGCCAAGCGGCCCAAAAUGGAGCUGGUCGAUGCCGAGGCCAACACAGUCCACACAGAGCCCAGCAACUACACCUGCUCCACCUGCAAGACCCGCUACACCUCCGCCUGGCGCCUCAUCCAGCAUGUCCAGCACUCGCACGGCGUCAAGAUCUACGUGGAGAGUCCGGGCGGCAAUGGCAAUGGUGCCACCUUGACGGUGGCCACCCCGGCGGCUCUAAACAGCAGCGCUUUGGCUCUGGCCGCCGCAGCAGCAGCUGCUGCUGCCGCCGCCUCCGGCCUGGCGAGUCCACAGCCAGCCACGGCGAUGAGUCCCAGUCCCAAGAGGAGCAGCCCGGCAGCAACUGGCAUCCUCUCCAGCUCCGUGAGCUCCGCCUGCUCCAACUCGCUGGUAAAUACCAGCGUUGGCAGCAACAACAGCAGCACCAACAGCAUUGGAUCGCCCCAGCAUCAACAGCAGCAAUUGCAGCUGCAGCAAGUGCAACAGCAGCAGCAGCAGGCGGCGCAGCAGCAGCAGCAGCAGCGCGUACAGCAACAGCAGCGUGAAAACCUGGCCUCGGCCAUGGCCGCGGGAAUGAGGCAUCAUCCGUUGCUGCCGCCACCAGAGGCCAUGCAUGCCAAUCCCUUCCAGCUGUUGCGCAUGCCGCUGCCCGGCAAUGUAGUUCCUACGGUGGCCCCCCUCUUCGGGCGCCCCUCGCCCGCCGAUCAUUACCGAAUGGAGCAGCUGGUGAGCGAGCAGUUCCGUCAUCAUGGCUUCAAUCUGGCCGCCGCCGCGGCUGCUGCCCAGGCGCAGGCCUUCAAUGGAGGUGUCCAAGUGCAGGAGCCGCGUCCGCCGUCGUCCAGCAGCAGUGGCAGUCAGCGUGGCUCAGUUCCCCCGGCUGCCCUACCUCCAGUGUCCCUCAGCUCCCAGCAGCAGCAGCAGCAGCAACAGCAGCAGCAACAAAGCGUGCAACAGCAAUCACAGAACCUGCAGCAGCAACAAUCCCAGCAGCAGCAGCAGCCGUCGCAGCAGCAGCAGCUCACACCCGGCCUGAUGGGCGGCAGUGUGGCUGGAGCAGGAGCUGGAGCAGCUCCCGCUGGCGCCUCCCUGAAGCUGGAACCGCAGCAGAUGGAUUUUUACUCGCAGCGAUUGCGUCAGCUUGCGGGCACAACAAGCCCUGGAGCUGGCAGCACUGUUAACUCGAGCUCGCCGAGUCCCCGACAGAAGCAAUCGCCGCACUUUGCGAGCCCCUCGCCCGCCGCCGGCGCCGGCGCCCAGCAGCAGCCACUGGUGGGCCAUCCCGCCCGGCCUCAUUCCCUCACCCCGCCUGAGAAGAUGGCAUCCGGAGGAGCGGAAAAUGGAGGCCUGGGCGGUUUAAUCCUGGCCAGCACUCCACGCUCGGCCAGCACGCCGCCCUCGAAGACGAGCAACAACAACAACAGCGGCAGCCAGGAGCAGCAGCAGCAGCUCCUCCAGCCGGAGCACUGCUUUGCCUGCGAUUACUGCGACAAAAAGUUCCGCUUCGAGAAUAAUCUGAUCAUCCACCAGCGGACGCACACUGGGGAGAAGCCCUACAAGUGCACCGCCUGCGACUUUGAGUGCUCCCACAUCCAGAAGCUGAUGAAGCACAUGCGGGUCCAUCGCAGUCCGGCCGAUGAGCAGGACGAUGGCAGCAACGAUGGCGCCGAUUCCCUGGAGACAAACGAGGCGGACAACGAUGAGGAUCCGAUGCCGGAUGAGUCCGAGGAGGAGAUGGGCGACAAUGACCCAGACAAUGAUCCCGACGGUGAUCUCGAUGGCGAGGAGGAGGACGAGGACGAGCUGGAUGAGUGCGAGGAUAUGGACUACAAGGCGGAGGACCUCAGUGUCAGCAAUCGUUUGGAUGGCAAGAGCCAGAGUCCCAAGACGACCAGCUCGGGUGCCACCUCGCUGGUGGGUGAGCUUAUGGAUAAGUUUGGUCUGUCCAAUAUCGCCCAGUACAGUGAGGCCUACAAGCAGGCCCUGCAGGAGUCGGGACGCAAGGAGGCGGCCGCCGCUGCUGCAGCUGCCGCAGCUGCUGCCGCCGCCGCUGCUGCGGAUAACAAUAAUCGCAGCGGUGGAGGUGCCGCUGCUGCGGAUAAGCUCAAUGGCCUGCCGGUGGCUGCCUUGAGAUUGCGCGACGAGUUCGCCAAGAAUUGCAACAUGUUCCAGCAGGAUGCCGCCGCCGCGGCGGCUGCUGGCGGUGCCCCAUCGCAGGUGCCCCUCUUCAAUCCCUUCCCCAAUCCCUUCGAGCUGAGCAAACGCAUGAAGAUGGACGGCGGCGACUGGUGGGGCAUGUCCCAGGCCCUGCAUCGAAACGAGGCCGCUCUCUUCGAGAACCUCAAGCUGAAGCCGCUGGGCCUGGGCGGGGCAGCCAACUCGCUGAUACAGGGACCGCUGCUCAAGAAGGAGAGCCGCCAGCGGAACGAUACCUGCGAGUUCUGCGGCAAGGUCUUCAAGAACUGCUCCAAUCUCACCGUUCACCGGCGGAGCCACACCGGCGAGAAGCCGUACAAGUGCGAGCUGUGCUCCUACGCCUGCGCCCAGAGCUCCAAGCUGACGCGACACAUGAAGACGCACGGGCGGACGGGCAAGGAUGUGUAUCGCUGCCGGUUCUGCGAUAUGCCCUUCAGUGUGCCCUCAACGCUGGAGAAACACAUGCGCAAGUGUGUGGUGAAUCAGGGCAAGGCGGCAGCGGCUGCCAAUGCUGUGGCUGCGGCCCAGGCGGCCCAGGCGGCGGCCCAGCAGCUCCAGGCAGCGGCAGCGGCCCAGGCGGUCCAGCAGCAGCAGCAUGGACAGCAGCAGCAGCAGCAGCAUGGUCAGCAGCAGCAGCAGCAACAGCAGCAGCAACUGUCGCCCAUGGGCGUGGUGGGCUACCCUCCGCAGUUCAACCUUUCGCUGCCGGGCAGCGUGUCCGGUGAUAAUGACUCCAAUGCCUCCUCCAGCAUGACCGGCGUCCAUCCCAUAACGCUGAAGGAGGAGGCAUGACUCUUUGGCGGCUUUCCCAUGCCCCUGGCCCCGCCCUCGGGGCCGCUUCCUCCACCUCCUCCUGCCAUGCAGCAGCAGCAGCCGCAGCAGCAGCAGCCGCCGACCAGUCGCAGUCGCAUCAUGUCGCGCAUCUUCUAAAGAUACAGCAGAUAUUCAUGUAUCCCUGGCAAUAGGGAUACGUGUGUAUGUUAGGACCCCUGUACAUAGGACUUUUUGUGAAAAAGUUUCGGCUCCAGCUCCAGCUCCAGCUCCUUCCAGGCGACAAACCACGACCAGAGGCAUUUAAUACCAAAGCAAUAACCGUUAUGUAAUAUAAUUUUAAAACAUUCAAAGCGUAAUAUUUUUUUUUUAACUAAAAACAACCCCCACAACACACACGCAAACGUAAACCUCCCUUAAACAUUUUUUUUUUUUUCGCUUGUAAUUUAUAUUAAAAUAUAGAUAUAUAUAUAGUAUAUAUAUACCUAUGUGUAGUAAUAAUCGGACACACGUUUUCCAGUGUAUUUUCUAGCAAGUAAUAUAAAAUUAAAUAUAAAUGCAAAAAAAAAAAACACAGAAAAAAAUAUUUAAAACCAGAAAAUUCACACA
This is a messenger RNA of Drosophila kikkawai, 5708 nucleotides long. RefSeq names its product BCL11 transcription factor chronophage (gene Cph). Gene Ontology annotation, molecular function: RNA polymerase II cis-regulatory region sequence-specific DNA binding; DNA-binding transcription factor activity. Lineage: Eukaryota; Metazoa; Arthropoda; Insecta; Diptera; Drosophilidae. Gene Ontology annotation, biological process: regulation of transcription by RNA polymerase II. Gene Ontology annotation, cellular component: nucleus. The record is from RefSeq and is a predicted model, not a curated record.